UACCAAGGUGACAACAGAACUGCUUCCAGGUCUGCGUGGAAAUGAAUCUGGUUAGAUUCUGUGCGCAGGUAAAGCCAUGCUGAGAACCAACACAACUUUAACUACGGUGACAACUGGGACUGCCCCCAUUACAGGAAUGCUAGUAUGUGACUGAAAAAGCCUCAGGUCUGGGCAACUGGAAGGUGCAUGAUCAUGGUAGCAGUCAACAUACACCCAGAGGGGGAGAGGUAUGAAAAAUGGAAGGACCAACACCAGAGCCUGCAUAUGUUGAUGUGGACAAAGGACUGACACUAGCAUGUUUUGUCUUCCUCUGCCUCUUCCUGAUUGUGAUGAUUAUCCGCUGUGCAAAAGUCAUUAUGGACCCUUACAGUGCCAUCCCGACCUCCACAUGGGAGGAGCAGCACCUGGAUGACUGAAAGGGACACUGCUGGAAGCUUUCACAACACAGCACAACCGUGGAGGCCUUCUUGUUCCAUGAUGGACACGUACUAAACAGCCGUUCCAAGAUACACAGGGUGAUGCAAAUACCUCUGACAGCACGCUGGUUACCACAUCUCACACAUAUCAGCUGGGGAUGUGUGUGCUGCUGCUUGACAGUACAGCU
Molecule: messenger RNA, 604 nt
Organism: Alligator mississippiensis (American alligator)
Lineage: Eukaryota; Metazoa; Chordata; Crocodylia; Alligatoridae
Gene: CTXND1
Product: cortexin domain containing 1
Exons: 2
Coding region: 237-416 (59 amino acids)
Source: RefSeq, a predicted model, not a curated record